UUGGCGAGUCGACAGAUCUUCUUGGAUUCUCGGGGAGGGGGGUGUUUUCUAGCUACUGGAGAAAUGGGCAGUCAAGACUGAAUUUAUUCUUGAGCUCCACAUCAGAAGCCACUCAUCGAUAGACCGCAGAACUUGACAAAUCGGUCCAAUGGAAUCGUGUCUAGCUCAGAGCUGCGCAGCAGUUCAAGGAAAUUCCCCCCUGAUCUUUCACCAACUCAUUCAGACCCUUUUGGUGUCGCAGUGCACCCUGAGCAGUCCCAUUGAUUACCCUCCCAACAGAAAGGAUGACAUCCUGAACAAUCCCGAUCCAUUCGACUUCAUCAUAGUGGGAGGAGGGACAGCAGGAUCUGUGGUGGCCAGCAGACUCUCGGAGAAUCCAAACUGGAGGGUUCUCCUGGUCGAAGCUGGAGGCUAUCCCUCAGCUCUCAGUGACGUACCAGCACUGCUGUUGUUCCUCCAAAACACACCUGAGGACUACGCUUAUGAAGUUGAGUAUCAAGAGGGCAUGUGUCUAGGGACAGCCACCAAAAAAUGCAAAUGGGGUAAAGGAAAAGUCCUGGGUGGAAGUUCAGUCCUGAAUGCUAUGAUUCAUAUUCACGGCAACGACAAGGACUUCGACUCCUGGGCGGAACUUGGGAAUGACGGUUGGGGUUACCAAGAUGUCCUUCCAUAUUUCAAAAAAUCGGAGAGUUACUCGCCCGAGUUCAUCGCCAAAUUUGGCGACAAAUACGUCGGUAGCAGCGGACAAAUUAAUAUUCGAGAUUACAAUUAUACGGAUUCGGGUAUCGAAAAUAUUUUCAUGGAGGCUGUCCAGGAGCGAGGAUUUCCCAUAUUGGAUUAUCUCAACGGUGAACAGUACAUUGGUUUUGGAAGAAGCCAGGGUACCCUGGACAACGGCCGUCGUGUCAGUGCUGCCAAGGCUUAUCUGUCACCAGUGAAAGAUCGAAAAAAUUUGUUCGUUGUUACGUCCACUCGAGCGGAUAGAAUACUGAUGGAGGGUAAUAAGGCGGUUGGGGUUCGUUUAACUUUUACGGAUGAUAAAUCUGUAGAUCUCAAAGCCUCCAAGGAAGUUAUUAUCUCAGCUGGGUCCAUUGCAACGCCGCAGGUACUGAUGCUGUCUGGAAUCGGACCGAGGCAGCAUCUGGAUGAACUGGGAAUUCCCUGUGUUGCUGAUCUACCAGUGGGAAAAAAUCUCCAGGAUCAUUUGAUGUGGCUGGGAGUUAAUCUCGAGUACUUGAAUAAAUCAGGUGUUACCAAAACACCUAAGGACUACCUCGACAGUGCCUACACGUACUUGAUGCAUAAUAAAGGAGAAUUCAUAUCCACUGGAGGUAUUAAUUUUGUGGGAUUCGUUAACUUGGAAGAUCCGAAUUCACGCUACCCGAGUAUUCAGUUCCAUCAUGUCCCCAUACCUCGAGGUGACAUCUUCAUACUGGAAGCAGUGCUGAAUUCCAUGGGAUUUUCCAAGGAAUUGCAAGCAGAAUUUGCUAAAUUCACCCCCGAUCGUGAUACUUUUAUGGUAUGCCCUACGUUAUUGAAACCAAAGAGUAUAGGGGAAAUUAAACUACGAAGUACCUCCCCCAGUGAUAGAGUGAAAAUUUGGGCCAAUUACUUGGACAGCGAGGAGGACAUUGCGACGAUGCUGAAGACAGUGGAGUUCCUGAAGAGCCUGGAAGCAACUGAAGUCAUGAAAAAAUAUGGCAUCAAAUUGCGCCAUUUGCCGAUACCUGGGUGCAAGGAGUUUGCACCUGACUCCAUGGAGUAUUGGGAGUGCAACCUGAGGCAUACGACUGCUACUGUCUAUCAUCCAGUGGGAACAGCGAGGAUGGGACCAGCAGGUGAUCCAGCUGCGGUGGUUGAUGCCAAACUUAAGGUUCACGGAAUUCAGGGGCUGAGGGUUAUCGAUGCAUCGAUAAUGCCUAUUAUAACGAGUGGUAACACAAAUUCCCCGACUUUGAUGAUUGCCGAGAAAGGCGCGGAUAUGAUAAAGAAGGAAUGGUCCAGCAAGGACGAAUUAUAAAAACAAUGUUAUCAAAAAGUUAUUUCGUGGUUUUUGUUCCAUGAUUUUUAUGCUCUCCAUUAUUUUAAUCGAUAUUAAGUUCUUUAUGUACUGAGAAAUAUGGUCAUUACAGUUGCGCUUGUAUAUACCUGUCGUAUCUUAACGCAAUGAAACAUUUUACGCUUUAGGUAAUAAAAUUUUACCAGAAA
Diachasmimorpha longicaudata is the source of this 2208-nucleotide messenger RNA. Its product is annotated as glucose dehydrogenase [FAD, quinone]-like. The record is from RefSeq and is a predicted model, not a curated record. The transcript has 2 exons. The coding region runs from base 149 to 2020 and encodes 623 amino acids. Gene Ontology annotation, molecular function: flavin adenine dinucleotide binding; oxidoreductase activity, acting on CH-OH group of donors. Lineage: Eukaryota; Metazoa; Arthropoda; Insecta; Hymenoptera; Braconidae.